AUGUCCGAGAGGUGCUCAGCGCUCUACGCAGGCCUGACAGGGCCAAGCGCGAGUCGCUUUAGCGUCAGGCUGGCUGUAUCUGCAGUUUUCCCGCCAUUCAACAUGCCAUCAGACGAGGGCAAUACUACUUCCCAACCCCCGCCAUACACGGCAUCCACCGCAAUCAACCAGACCAUCGGCGUGGAAGUCCCUUCGCUCGCUGCGGUCCCAUCCGCAACCUCAACCAAUCAUGGCGAUGGCAACGUCCAAAAUGGCAAGAGUAAAUACCCUCCGGUGUCUUCCAUUCCCCACACCACCCGCUCUCGCUUAGCCGCCGCCUCUCCCCAAAACAUCCCGACGACAUACAUACCCGCCGCCACCUUCUCGGUUGACUCGUCCCCCGAGGCCGACGCCGCCGCCGCUGCCGACACGGUCCUCUACCUGGCCUAUGGUAGCAACCUGUGCGCCCAGACCUUCCUUGGCGUGCGCGGGAUCCGACCGCUGUCGCGCGCCAAUGUCACCGCGCCUUCGCUCCGCCUCGUUUUUGACCUGCCGGGCGUGCCCUACGUCGAGCCAUGCUUUGCCAACACGGCCCCGAGGAAGCUGCCCAAGGUGCCCGGCGGAGACAAGCCGCCGAUUCCCAUCCCGGAGAUACCGCCACGAAGUAGCCGCUUCGAAACCAACAGCCACGGCGACCCCGUCUGGGACAAGGGUCUGAUUGGCGUCGUGUACGAGGUCACACGGGAGGACUACGCCAAGAUCGUGGCUACCGAGGGCGGCGGUUCGUCUUACCAGGAUAUACUGGUCCCCUGCCUCGAGCUUCCGCCGUCCAUCUCCGUGCCCGAAAAGCCGUCUCCGAUCCCAGAGCUGCCCAAGCCGUUCCUGGCACACACGCUCUUCGUCCCACCAAAGAUCCCCGUCGGCGGGGACGGUGAGCAAGAUCCCGACCAGCCCAAAAAGCCAGAGGUGCCCUGGUACGCGCGGUUCCUGGGCCAACGCCGCCGCCCUGACCCGGACUACGCCCAGCCGAGCCUGCGGUACCUGAACCUGCUGCGCGAGGGCGCACGGGAGCACGACCUGCCCGCCGACUACCAGGCGUGGCUGGCCGAGCUGCACCACUACGCCGUAACGACGACUCGCCAGAGGAUCGGACAGUGGGUGCUGAAGCUGACGUUGUACCCAGUGCUGGUGCUGACCUUUGGGCUCGGACGGCUGUUUUCCGACGAACGAGGAAUUCAACCGUUGUGGCUGCAGGUCUGGACGGGCAUGGUAUUUGUUGCGACUUGGAAGGUGUACGACGCCGUGCUGCAGCCGUUGUUUGGAGAUGGCGAGCGGACGAUGGUAAAGGAGGAGGAUGUAAGAUGGAAGCAAGGCUGGAAUGGGGUGGUGGAGAAGUCUAGGAGGAAACUGAGCAUCAAUCAUCCAAUUGAGGCUGACGAGGAGAAGAGACCUUUGUUGAAGAUUAUAAGGUGAGGGGGGCUUAUUCCUUAAAAUGUGUUGGUUAAUGUUUACAAGAAAGUCGGUGUUUUGACGAUGACUACAAGUUAUCUUCAAUGCAAUUAGUGUUCCUGAAUCCACGAUAUUGUCAAACA
Pyricularia grisea is the source of this 1571-nucleotide messenger RNA. RefSeq lists its product as uncharacterized. NCBI's taxonomy places the organism in Eukaryota, Fungi, Ascomycota, Sordariomycetes, Magnaporthales, Pyriculariaceae. The record is from RefSeq and is a predicted model, not a curated record. The transcript is spliced from 2 exons. Gene Ontology annotation, molecular function: gamma-glutamylcyclotransferase activity. The coding region runs from base 1 to 1452 and encodes 483 amino acids.